Puntigrus tetrazona (Sumatra barb) is the source of this 1314-nucleotide messenger RNA. RefSeq names its product NSE1 homolog, SMC5-SMC6 complex component (gene nsmce1). Lineage: Eukaryota; Metazoa; Chordata; Actinopteri; Cypriniformes; Cyprinidae. Gene Ontology annotation, molecular function: ubiquitin-protein transferase activity. The record is from RefSeq and is a predicted model, not a curated record. Gene Ontology annotation, cellular component: Smc5-Smc6 complex; nucleus. The coding region runs from base 283 to 1086 and encodes 267 amino acids. Gene Ontology annotation, biological process: double-strand break repair via homologous recombination; DNA damage tolerance. The transcript has 8 exons.
ACAAUUUGUGUUUAAUACAAACCUAUUUCUACCAGGCUACGAUGUCGGACUUUGACUGCUCGGACAAACGCACGUUAUUUUGAUGUAAUGUGUCGCAUUGAGGAUGUUGUGCAAGCUCGCGGCUUGCAGUAUUUUUUGUACAUUUGUCCGGUAAUACAAGCGCAAGAUUGAACGUACGCUGCAAAACAUCGAGGGUGAUUUACUUGAAAGAAGCCGGGAAACAGUUUUCGCCCAGAAGAGUUCUAGUGAAGUUCACAAAAGCUCGAAAGGACUCUAAGCAGCAUGUCCAGACCAAUGGGGGACAGUCACAAGCGCUUCUUGCAGACCAUAAUGAGCAACGGCAUCAUCAGUGCAUCUCAGGCUGUAGCAUUACACAAACACUGCUGUGAGACCCAUGGAGCACAUUAUACAGACAGGUUGGAUGAUUUCAUUAAUGUCAUCAACACCCAACUUCAGCCCCUUUUCAUGCACAUCAGGAAAGGCAUGUCUGAAGAGGAUGGUCUUGAGUAUUACGCCUUGGUAAAUGUGACAGAGACGGACAUAACAAGAAUGACAUCUGAUUACGCAGAUAAUGAACUGGAGUUAUUCAGAAAAACGAUGGAUCUGAUUGUAGACUCUGAGAGCGGCACUGCCUCCUCCACCGAUAUAUUAAAUUCUGCCGACAGCCUACGGACAAAGAAGCUGAAGAAAAAAGAAACGGAGCUUGUCUUGAACAAAUUUGUCCAGGACAAAUGGUUAAAGGAGAAAGAUGGUGAAUACACUCUAAGCGUGCGUUGCAUUGUGGAGAUGGAGCAGUAUAUGCGCACAAUCUACCAAGACCUCAUCAAAGUGUGUCAUGUGUGCCGCAACAUUGCCCUGCAGUGCCAGAUGUGUGAAACCCCAGCCUGUGGAAUCAAGAUGCACCUCCCGUGUGUCGCUCGAUAUUUUCGAGCACGCAGUGAUCCUCGCUGUCCGGCAUGCAGUGAUUUCUGGCCUCACGAGAUUCCAGAAAUGCCGCAUACCCAGUCACAGAGUUCACAAAAUCUGCCUUCAUCAUCCAAAGAGAACACCGCUCCCACGCAGUCACGCCGCUCAAGAAGGCUGUGAUCUCAAAGCCUGCUGAUUCAUCGCUGCAGCUGACCUUUUGACCAUUAAUGAGUUGGUUUUUUUAGUUCAUUCUCUUAGAAGUUUAAAAGUUUUUUUACAUAUAUUUUCUUAAAAAAUAACUGUUGUUUCUCAAAUGCGCAUUAUGUUUGUUGGAAUUCUGAUUUAUGAUCCAAAAAUGAACAUUUUGUAGUUGCUCAGAUAAAAAUACAAAAUAAAAAUUGAGACGCA